AUGAAGGCCUUCAUUGCUUCAGGACUGCUGCUGCUCAUAUUUGGGAUGUGGAGAUGUUCUGGGAUAGAGCCAGUAUCCAUGGAAUGUGAUUACUUUACAAUCCGUGUUAUAGCUAAAAGGGCACUGUUUUAUCCAGAUGAAUUCAUUGAUUCUGAUGAAUUAUUCCUAGGGGCAGGCUGCCCAGUAACUUCUGUAAGACCACAUGAACUUGAGUUUUAUUAUAAAAUUGAUUUCUGUGGGACUUUCAUAGAGAUUUUAUUUGAUGGAACUAUUGUUAAUACAUGGCUCACCUAUAUGCCCAAGAAUAUAUCAAUUUCUGCUGAGCUCCAGCUGCAGUGUGUCAUUCCCAGACUUCGGCAAGGCAAACUUGGUUCCAAGCAACUGCCUGAGGAGUGCCGUUUGAGAAGUGGAACUUAUGAUGCGGCUAACACAGAAUGCCAUCCUCCCCCUCAAUACUGGUUCCUGGUACUGAAGAGAUACUGCAAAAUUUGUGGCCAAAUCCACUUCCCAGAUGACUGGUCAAAGCCUUUUCAUGGGUGGAGGAAUGAGUCCUUUCAAAGAGUUUUUCAUCCAUUACUUCACCGUUGA
Messenger RNA from Mastomys coucha (southern multimammate mouse), 588 nucleotides. Its product is annotated as oocyte-secreted protein 3-like. The record is from RefSeq and is a predicted model, not a curated record. Lineage: Eukaryota; Metazoa; Chordata; Mammalia; Rodentia; Muridae. The coding region runs from base 1 to 588 and encodes 195 amino acids. The transcript has 6 exons.